Molecule: messenger RNA, 2259 nt
Organism: Clonostachys rhizophaga
Lineage: Eukaryota; Fungi; Ascomycota; Sordariomycetes; Hypocreales; Bionectriaceae
Source: the annotation of a GenBank genome assembly
AUGUCACAUUUACGAAGACCAAUCCUCUUCCGACCUGAUGCGAAACGCUGGACAGCGCCCGCCGCUAAAGAUGCUACGGAACUAGCCUUCAAGUUCCAUCAAAGUCUUCCUCAAUAUCAACCUUCACCACUGGUGUCGCUGGACAAGAUUGCUGAGGAGCUUGGUAUCGGCGCCGUCUUUGUGAAGUACGAGGGCAAUCGCUUUGAUCUUCCGUCGUUCAAAAUACUAGGCGCCUCGUGGGGUACUUUCCGCGUAGUGUGCCAGAAACUUGGAAUUGGAGCAGAAGCAAGCCUUGAGAGAGUGACGAAGGCCUUGGCUCAUGAGAACUUCACCCUCUACGCCGCCACCGAUGGCAAUCACGGGCGGGCAGUAGGCCGCAUGGGCGCGAUCCUCGGCAUUCCUGUCGAGAUCCAUAUUCCUGCAAGCAUGCCUCAGCCUACGGUCGAGCUCAUCGAAAAAGAAGGUGCUCGGAUCGUCCGCUCUGAUGGGAGCUAUGAUGAUGCGAUUGCCGCUGCUUAUGCGGCAGCGACAUCGACGUCCCAAGGUCUAUUUAUCCAAGAUACCGCCUUUAGUGGCUAUGAGGAAAUACCUACGUGGAUUGUCCAGGGCUAUCAAACCAUGCUGUUAGAACUGGACAGCCAGCUAGGAGGUCGUAACGCUGACCUUGUCAUAUGCCCGGUCGGUGUUGGAUCUUUUGCUCAGGCAGUUGUCUCGCAUGUGAAGCAAGACGGCAGAGCCACCUCUAUGGUGACUGUUGAGCCAGAUAGCGCUGCUUGCUUGUGGAAGUGCUUGCGCAAGGACCAAUUUGCCCCAAUUGAGACUUCGCCUACCAUCAUGGCAGGUCUGGACUGUGGUACAGUUUCCACGACUGCAUGGCCGCUUCUCCAGAGUGGCGUCGAUGCCAGUUUGACGGUAUCUGAUUAUGAGUCGCAUGUGGCAGUUGAGGAGCUUAGGGCAACGGGUGUCCUCGCUGGCCCAUGUGGCGCAUCCCCUUUGGCGGCUCUUCGUCGUCUUAGCGACCAAGAUAAAGAAAGCCUCGGUCUCACCAAGAGUUCAACAGUUGUUCUACUCUGCACCGAAGCCUCGCGAGAAUAUCAUGUUCCUCUCGAUGUGUCUUCUGAUGAUCCCGUUGCUCUAACACAAACGCUUGUUCAAAUCGAUUCGUCCAACCCAAGUUUAGGUUCCACACCAGGACCUGGUGAAACUGCCGUGGCUCGGUACAUCACACACUGGCUAGAGCACCGCGAUAUUGAGAAUCACAUGGUAGAGCCAACGCGCGGCCGCCCGUCCAUCGUGGGUGCCGUUCGUGGAAGCGGUGGAGGGAAGAGUCUCAUGUUCAAUGGCCACAUUGACACAGUCACGAUACUGGGUUACGAUGGAGAUCCGCUAAGCGGCAAGAUUGCAGAUGGGAGACUCUACGGUCGCGGAUCUGCAGACAUGAAAUGUGGUGUGGCAGCUGCCAUGGUAGCACUGGCAAGAUCAAAGACGCUGGGUCUGCGUGGUGAUGUUAUUUUUACGGGAGUUUCUGACGAAGAAGCAGCAAGCAUCGGGACAGAAGAAGUUCUGGCAGCUGGUUGGAGAGCUGACGGUGCGGUUGUCAGUGAGCCUACUAAUCUCAAAAUUGUCAACUCCCACAAAGGUUUUGUUUGGAUCGAGGUUGAUAUCCAUGGAGUUGCGGCACAUGGGUCUCGUGCAGACUUGGGAGUUGAUGCCAUCUGCAAGGCUGGCUAUUUCCUCGUUGCUCUAGAUCAAUAUGCGAAACAUCUGGAGGCGAAUGUCAUUGAUCCUAAAGUCGGUCCUGCGUCAGUUCAUGCGUCGUUGAUCAAAGGCGGGGAGGAAGCUUCAUCCUAUCCAGCUCGAUGCACAAUAACGAUUGAGCGCAGAACGAUUGCAGGCGAGACAGCCGGCCAAGUCGAGCAAGAGAUCCGGUCUUUGCUGGAGAAAAUCGCAAACCAGGAUGCCCAAUUCAAGUACGAUCUGAAGGUCACCUUCGAACGCUCUCCUUAUUCCCUGGCCUCAGAUCAUCCGUUCGCCUCGUUGGUCCAUCACCAUGUUGAGCAGUCCCUGGGAGAGGACGUAUCCUUCCAUGGAGACACAUUCUGGACGGAUUGCGCCCUGCUUGCGGACGCUGGAAUACCCGCGCUUCUCUGGGGACCACUCGGGGAAGGCUUGCAUGCGAAGGAAGAGUGGGUAGACGUGGCGUCAAUCCAUACUGUGUCUCAGACAUUGACUUCGAUUGCUCGCCAAUUCUGUAGCUAG